AUGGCGGACAGCAAGUCUUCUCUAACCAACCUGUACAAUUCUAAAGUUGUCACGGCAGAGAAAAUGCAACGUCCUCUGCAGGGUUCUCUGGGACUGAAGGGCGUGCCCCACCAAGGGGUUCGUGUCACUACAGAGAGCGGGGAUCAGUGGCUCGUUCACAAGACCAAAGGCCAGGGGUCCAGUGACACAGUGGUGACCGAUGCCAGGCACAUGAGCUCUGCCUGGAAUGUCGUCGACAAGAAGGACAUCAGUGGUGGGCGGUCCGUAGGUGACUAUGUGGCUGCAGGGGGGACGAAGUACAAUGUUGUCACCAAUAACUGCUUGGAUGCCACGCGCCGGAUGAUGCAGCAGUAG
Messenger RNA from Liolophura sinensis, 354 nucleotides. RefSeq lists its product as uncharacterized. Lineage: Eukaryota; Metazoa; Mollusca; Polyplacophora; Chitonida; Chitonidae. The transcript has a single exon. The record is from RefSeq and is a predicted model, not a curated record. Bases 1 to 354 code for a protein of 117 amino acids.